Molecule: messenger RNA, 2243 nt
Organism: Dunckerocampus dactyliophorus (ringed pipefish)
Lineage: Eukaryota; Metazoa; Chordata; Actinopteri; Syngnathiformes; Syngnathidae
Gene: golm2
Product: golgi membrane protein 2
Exons: 10
Coding region: 656-2086 (476 amino acids)
Source: RefSeq, a predicted model, not a curated record
GGCUGGGAGAGACGGCAGUGUGAAACAAAGCACGUAUUUCGAAGGUUUGAUUGCCUUUAAUUAGCCAAGGUUUAAAUUCACUUUUCGCACGUCGGGGCAGCGUAAUGGCAGCCUAAUGUCUGGCAUUUCAAGUCAUUGUUGCUAGAUAAUAAAACGGGGGCUGUCUGGAGUCGUACCGCAGGGUUGAACGUCAGCUAAUGUUAACUCGCAAUCGAAUACGUUAAAAAUGGCGACACUAAACUACUAGAAUAAACGCGUUAGUGCGACGGACUCGACGGGAAGUCGCCGUGAGCUAAUGCUACAUAGCUUGAGUUAGCUAGGUCUUUGCGCGUACUCGCUUGCCGCGCUGCCACGGAGCUGUGCGGGUCCAGUUCCACGUCUCCUCCACGGAGCCGUGCACGCUGCCAGCUGGGCUAGGCCACGUCCUUCUAGGGCCGACGUUCAUUGGGCGGACUGCGGGGAAGAUGCCCAGUAUGCGGAAGGAAGACGACGACGGGGUGUGAAGACCAACGAGAUGUGAGAUGACUAACAUUAACGACAAUUGAUGAACGUUUGCCGCAUACACGCGACAUGCACACUCACGCCGUGGAAAUCCUCUCAUUGAGCCACAAGGUGAGCAACCCGGAGUGACACUUUCUCAAAGUCCUGUUCGGAAAUGAUCGGCUUCGGCGCAAACCGACGUGGAGGCCGCCUCCCUUCCUUCAUCCUCAUCUUCCUCAUGGCAAUCAUCGCCAUCCUGGCGUUCAACUACUGGACUGUGUCCAGCAAGCACGGACGCUUGCUGGACGAGCUGGCGGAAGUGCAGUCCCGGGUGAAGCGGACGGACGCGGCGAGGAGCCGGCUGGAGAAGCGCAACUCGGAGCUGAUGGUGCAGGUGGACACGCACAGGAAGCAGAUGGAGCAGAAGGAUGGAGACUACGCCGUACUGGAAGGAAAGCUGCAGGCCCGAGACGCGCUCGUUAAAAAGUGCACGGAAGAAAAGGCUAAGCUGCAGGGUGAUGCUGCAGUCCAAAUGAAAGAAAUCCAGAGGCUGAAAGAGCAGCUGAAUGAUUUGAAGCAAGAGUUUAUGAAGCAAGAAAAGGAGCUAAGCGAGGUGAAAAGCAAUAGAACCACCUCGGAGAAAAAGCUGGAAUAUGAAAAUUUACAGUGUGGUCGUCAGAUUGCACAGUUGAAACUGGAGUAUGAGGAAUCAAAGAAGACUUUAGAAGAAGCUGUGAAGCUGAGACAGCAUGCAGUUGACCACCAAAAUGGUGUAGCGGCUGGAAGACGUGCUGAGGGAGCUCCUGGUGUGCAGUUGACUGAAGAGCACCAUACAGUGGCCACCCACCGUCGCGAUAGUCUAGAUUUAAAAGACGUAAUGGGUAAGCCUGGGAGUGAUGCUGGUAUGCCCGGUAUUGAAGACAGUGAGGUUGGAAAACUUGAUGAAAUGCAAUUUGAAUUGAAGAAGCCAGCCAUCACUCAGAAGAAGCGUGACGAGGCCCCUGAUGCGUUUGCGGGUGCCGGCGCUGGACCUGGUGAUGGUCCAGGCGGGCAGGGCUUAGCUCUUGACCAGCCCCGCCUCCAGCAGGACGGCGUGGAAGGCCAGGCAGCUGUGAUCGCCCCUCCGGGUGUCGUCAAACUGGCUGACAAGCCGAUGGUGUUUGAAGAAGACAACAAAGCAGAUAUCAAAGCGGACGAACUGGGCGAACAGCAAAGACAACUUCGAGCCCCAGAUGUCAAAGGUGAGGAUGAGCACUUGAAAGGGAUUCCAUUGCCAGGCAAUCCUGCCCAGGUGCCCAAACCCAUCCAGCCGCACCGUGCCAAAGACCAGGUCCCAGCAGGGGCACGUCACCGUCACCAAAGCCGGUUCUUUGAUGAGAUCGAGUCCCCCGUAGAUCCGCAACAUGGCUCUAAGCUAGCGGACUACAAUGGGGACGAUGGCAAUGUGGGUGAGUAUGAAGCGGACAAGCAGGCCGAGCUGGCCUACAAUGAGGAAGAGGAUGGUGAUGGUGGGGAGGAAGAUGUUCAAGAUGAUGACGAUCGAGACAUGCAGGGAGAUCGGGCUGUGGAUUAUGGAAAGCGACGUCAAGUCAUGGACGUUCUUUAAACAGAAAUUUUGUACAGCAGGAUGCCAUUCAAACACCUUUUGUCUGCAACCUGGCUCUCUGGAAUCAGAAUUUACGGCUUGCAUCCUUCAUAUCGUGGACCUUUUUUUUUUUUUUUUUCCCCAACCGAUUACUACUGAUGUAUUUGAAUAAUGUAAC